Messenger RNA from Gloeophyllum trabeum ATCC 11539, 1522 nucleotides. Its product is annotated as Actin/actin-like protein. The record is from RefSeq and is a predicted model, not a curated record. Gene Ontology annotation, cellular component: Arp2/3 protein complex; actin cortical patch. Gene Ontology annotation, biological process: Arp2/3 complex-mediated actin nucleation. The transcript is spliced from 8 exons. Gene Ontology annotation, molecular function: actin filament binding. NCBI's taxonomy places the organism in Eukaryota, Fungi, Basidiomycota, Agaricomycetes, Gloeophyllales, Gloeophyllaceae. The coding region runs from base 39 to 1214 and encodes 391 amino acids.
CUGGCUGUCGAUACAACAUUACACAACCUAAUCUCUGCAUGGAUCCGAGCGUACCACUCGUAGUUGACAAUGGAACGGGGUUCGUGAAAGUAGGAUACGCCGGGUCUAACUUCCCUGAACAUGUAUUCCCCUCCGUCAUCGGUCGGCCCAUCCUACGAGCGGAGGAACGCGUCGGCUCGUCAGUGAUCAAGGAUGUCAUGAUCGGCGACGAGGCCGCGGAGAACCGCAACUACCUGCAAAUGUCCCAGCCGAUGGAGCACGGUAUCGUGCGCAACUGGGAGGACAUGAGACUGUUGUGGAACUACACGUUCUACGAGAAGCUGCACGUGGACCCGCGGGGCAGGAAGGUGCUCCUGACGGAGCCGCCUAUGAACCCGAAGGCCAACCGACAGAGGAUGUGUCAGGUCAUGUUUGAGGAGUACGGGUUCGACGGGGUGUACGUGGCGAUCCAGGCGGUGUUGACGCUCUACGCACAAGGCUUGACAACGGGUGUUGUGGUGGACUCGGGAGACGGUGUGACGCAUAUUGUCCCUGUCUACGAUGGCUUUGCGUUACCACACUUGACGCGUCGGCUCGACAUCGCUGGACGGGAUGUCACUCGAUACCUGAUCAAGUUACUGCUCAUGCGCGGCUACGCUUUCAACCGAACUGCGGACUUUGAGACGGUGCGAGAGAUCAAGGAGAAGCUAUGCUACGUCAGCUACGAUCUAGACAUGGACACGCGGUUAUCAGAAGAGACAACCGUCCUGGUUGAGAGCUACACGCUGCCAGAUGGCCGGACUAUCAAGGUAGGGUCGGAGCGCUUCGAAGCCCCCGAAUGCAUGUUCCAGCCACAUCUCGUCGACGUGGAACAGCCAGGUGUCGCAGAGAUGCUUUUCCAGACCAUCCAGAAUGCAGCCGUAGAUGUCCGGGCUGAGUUAUACAAGCAUAUAGUGCUGUCCGGCGGCUCGAGCAUGUACCCGGGGCUGCCAAGUCGCCUGGAGAAGGAAAUGAAGCAACUAUACCUCACUCGUGUCCUUAAUGGCGACCCAACGCGACUGAACAAAUUCAAAAUCCGGAUUGAGGACCCGCCGCGCAGGAAACACAUGGUAUUCUUAGGUGGCGCGGUAUUGGCGGACAUCAUGAAGAAUCGCCAGGAGUUCUGGAUAUCCCGGGACGAGUGGUACGAGCAAGGCGCCCGAGCGCUUGAUAAGCUCGGACGAAGUGAGGGCUAAAUGGGUGAGGAACCGUACAGAGUAUCUGUCUAUUGUGUACAUUAAAUUCACCAUUGAGAAGACCCCUCACUGAGGAAGUUGCAAGGAUAUGCAUCUCAUAACGUUUUUUGUGGCAGUGGAACCCCAACCUUACCGUCGAACGCCCUCAAGGCCGCAUUUCCUGGGAAAUGAGGAAUGCAAUUUGUGGCUUCACCGUCAAGAAAGGGAAACGGGAAACACGGAUGAGUUGGCCAACGAUUUCUUAUAAAAGUACGUUUGCCCUGUACACGCAUACAACGUACAAGGAAUGCAGGAAAUUUGGAGAGCGC